This is a messenger RNA of Saxophila tyrrhenica, 2955 nucleotides long. RefSeq lists its product as uncharacterized. The record is from RefSeq and is a predicted model, not a curated record. Bases 1 to 2955 code for a protein of 984 amino acids. The transcript has 2 exons. NCBI's taxonomy places the organism in Eukaryota, Fungi, Ascomycota, Dothideomycetes, Mycosphaerellales, Extremaceae.
AUGGCCUCCUACUAUCGCGAUACCUACGACUCGUCACGGUCUCGACAGACACGCAGUAAUAACGAUGAAGGGUAUUUGAAGCCCACAGCGCCGAGGGUGGGGACUAGCGACUCAAGGCGAAGAGUCGGUGAGACCGCCUCAGAAGGCCAGAACAGGAGGGACCACUACAGUCAACGCUCGCCCAAUCGAUCCAACAGAUACUCCUACGAUGGCUACGACACGCGGUACGACUACCCACCACCUCUUCCUCUAGACACUGGUCUACCGACCCGAGAACGAUCCCGCAUUCGAAAGCGGCGGUCAUGGCCCCCACGACCCACAUGUGAGGAUGAAGUAACAUCACUCAAGAAAGAGGCUGGUUCACGAAGGCUGCUGGCGGAGCUUAGGAAAGAUGAGAUCCCGUCGCGAGGAACAAUCGACCAGGAACCAAUGGUGGAGGAUGUCCCCGAGUUUCUCAACAGAGAUGAACGGCGAUUUGUUGUGCGUGAAGGGGGAGGAGCUACAGGUCAGCCAACGCCUCCUACCAGCGAGGAUGAAAAGGCUCGUCGUAGGGCAAGGCGGCGGCCGUCCAAGCUCGAAAUGAAUUUCAAGAACCUCAACAACAGCGUGCCGGAGAUUCUCAACAAGCGGACAUCCUCGCCGUAUGCCUUCUCCAAGCAACCGCACACGCCCAAGGAGGAGGUACUGGGUACCAGGUUCCUGUCACCCGACGACAUCACCAGUCCACCGCCAACAGAGUCUAACAGACGCCGACGGAUGACCGGGAGCAAAUCGCAGCCGGCGUCACCGAGGCGAGACUCGGCCAGGUAUAGCAUGAACUCGAGGCCUGAGACUGACUACUUUUCGUUGGCCUCUGAAAGUGCCAUCGACGAAGACGACUUCUACGAAGCGAAGCUGAGACCUAGAGAAAAGCCGGCAACAUAUCCUCCUUCUCGUGACGUCCCUAACAGCAGUCCCCAAACGUCUGUGGUCGAUUUUGCACCCGCGGCACCACCACCAAGUUCUAUUCCCAUCAGGAGGCGUAAUUUGGAUGCGCGCCGGAAUACAGACACGGAGACCACUCUUCCCACGCUGCAACGAGUGAAUGGUGACAAAGCACGACGCCCAACGCCGCUUGCAGCAACCGCAGCUCUUGGUGGUCUUGGAGUGGCCGCGGCUUCCAGCCUCUCUGCAGAUGAACAGUCCAGGCCGAGAUCUCGGGACUCUAGCUACGGCCAUCCUCGCGGCCCAUCACCUGCAGGUAGCGCUGUGAGUGCAACAGAAGCACAAGCAAUGCAGAGAUCUCGAAUGAGCGCAGAGUUUUCGAGAGACGACGACUAUCACGAACCACUCACAAGGACAUCCUCCGUCUCGAGCUCAAGGCCUCAAUCUCCUUCACCCCGUACACCAGGCGAUCCGCCUCGGAUACCAAAGUCUGACCUGGACUGGAGCACUUUGCUUGCCGCUAAUGCGUCUCGGCGAGCGAAAGCUCCUUCGUGCCUGUCUAUGGAAGUGCAGCAAGAAGCCCUCCCACGCCAGCGAGGGCACAUGAGACAGAGCUCAGCGACGACCCGUGUGGACAGUCUUCCGUACCCCGUCGAUGAUGGGCCCAUGAGUCCAUCGGUAUGGAUGCCAUCAGAGAGAAGCCACCAAUACUUCCCAGAGUCCCGGCCAGGCACGCAAAUGCCGAUGAUGCAGGAGCCCAAGAGUUUUCUUCGAUCAGCUGAACCAGCGCCCAGCAGCAGUUCUUAUUCAUCAGCCAGCACGACCCGAGCACCAACACGGCCGUCGUUCCCUACCCGUCACUCAACCGCUGAACUUCCGCAGACGCAGACGACAAAGAAAUCGCAGCCUGAUAGGCCACGUGCCAACGAAAGUAGGCGGACCUCACAGCUUGUCUCCUCACAAACGCAGAAGGAUAUCCAGGCUCUCCUGAAGAAGCCCUUGCCAUCAUGUGCACGACUAAAACCAGUCAGAAGCUACUCGGACUGGUACACAUUGGUUGGUGCGCCUAGCUUAGACUUCUGCCCUGAUUGCGUCGCGGAUGUCUUCGAUCGGACGUUGUAUCGGAACAGCUUCCGCCGCUCCCCGCCCAGGAAUCUUGACACGCCGGUUCAAUGCGCUCUUGGAGGCAUGCCGUGGAUCCGACUUGCGUGGCUGUUCACUUUACAGCAACAGCGAACGGAUCUUCGUCUGCUCGAAGACCUGGCAGAAGUCGAAGAGACCAGCACACCGUGUCCCGGCGACAAGCUCGGAUCGCGGACAUGGUACGGUCUCAGAGACGCAGACGGCUACUUUGUCAAAGACUUCCGGAUCUGCUACAGCGACGUCCGGAAGAUCGAGUCGCUACUCCCAACCUUGAGCGGCAUGUUCGUGCGGCUGCCCCAGCGAAACGCGGACGAGCAACACCUCUGCGCGAUCCGGCCUGAAGGCAACCGCUUUUCCAUCUACAUCGACGCCCUCAUCUCCACGCACGAGAAAGCGCUCGCGGCCCGCUCAACUCCCAACCCGGGCCCCUUCAUCAGCCUCGUCCGGUGGCGCGCUCAGCUGCAGGAAUGCACGAAAGACAUGCUGAUCAAGAAAGGGCUGUGGCACUACAUGCCCGGCCUGGAAGAAUUCACCAUCUGCGAAGACUGCUUUGCCACCAUCGUCGAGCCCGAAAUCGAGCGCUCCUCCGACCUCGCCACCCGCUUCCACCGCACCAUCCAGCCCGUCUACGGCGAAGGCAUCGGCGUCAGCUGCCAGCUCUACUCGCCGCGCAUGCGGAAAGUCUUCAAACGCGCCGUGCAGGAAAAGGACCUGAAAUAUUUGACCCGCAAAGCGAGGGAGCGAAGGGAGGCGGAGUUGAGGUUGCAGGAGCGGUAUCGGGUUUUGGUGGAGAAGGCGAAGAGGGUUAGUUGGGGUAGUGUGGAGGAGGGACGGUUGGAGAGGGAGAGGACGCGGAUUAUGGAGGAGUGGAGGGAUGAGUGGGAGUGA